Micromonas commoda is the source of this 750-nucleotide messenger RNA. RefSeq lists its product with no specific name. The transcript has a single exon. The record is from RefSeq and is a predicted model, not a curated record. Lineage: Eukaryota; Viridiplantae; Chlorophyta; Mamiellophyceae; Mamiellales; Mamiellaceae. Bases 1 to 750 code for a protein of 249 amino acids.
AUGGGCGGCAGAUGCACAAAGCCGGAGACUGACGCCGAUGGCGGCGGCGGCGUGGUCGGGCCCGGGGGCAAACGCGCGGAGUCCUCCGGCGCGGCCGCUCGGCAAUCCGCGGAUGCCGUUCGGGGCGCCGAUCCGGGGUCUCCCUCGAGCCACCGAGGGUCGCGUCGCGCGUCCGCGGACGGCCCGAGCGGCCGCGGCGGCGCGUCGUCAGGCCCGGGCGGCGGAGGCGGUGCGUCAUCGUCGUUCAGGAGCCUCGGCGGCGCCUCCUCCGCGUCGUACUCGUCGAUGCCCGGCGUGCACCCCGGAGUCCCGGCGCCGUUCUCUUUCGCCGGGGGCGACGGACGCGCAUCCUCCGCGGGGGGCGGGCACGGACCGGGCGCGCGGGGAUCCAUCGGGGGAGGCUCGCGCGGCGCGCGGGGCAUGACCGCGGCGGAGGCGGAGAUCUCCCGUCUCCGCGCGUGCGUCAAGGAGGCGGAGGGUAAGCUCGUCGAGGAGCGGCUCAUGUUCGGCGCCAUCCUCGAGGAGGAGAGGGAAAACGCCAGGAGACUUCGCGAGCGAGCGAGGCGCGAGUCGGAGUCCGGGGCGGGAACGAGCCGCCCGCCGGUGAUACACACGUCGAACGGCGCGCUACUGGACAGGCGGUACCUCGCGGGGAUGACGUCCGUUGACGGAACGGCGGCGGUUGCGGCGAUCGACGUGGACGGCGUAGCCGUGGACGUCGAGAGUAACUCGCUCGCGGGGACGUCUUAG